This is a messenger RNA of Colletotrichum graminicola M1.001, 1788 nucleotides long. Its product is annotated as multicopper oxidase. The transcript is spliced from 3 exons. Bases 1 to 1788 code for a protein of 595 amino acids. Gene Ontology annotation, molecular function: copper ion binding; oxidoreductase activity. The record is from RefSeq and is a predicted model, not a curated record. NCBI's taxonomy places the organism in Eukaryota, Fungi, Ascomycota, Sordariomycetes, Glomerellales, Glomerellaceae.
AUGUCAGUAUUACGCUACCUUCUUCCGACCCUGGCCCUGGCGCUGGGAGCCAUCGCCGAGUCUCGCAACUUCGAGUUGGAUCUUACCUGGCAGACGGCCUCCCCCGAUGGAUUCGCCCGGGAGAUGAUUUUGGUCAACGGCCAGUUCACUGGCCCAAGGAUUGAGGUCACCGAGGGAGACGAUGUCACUAUCAAGGUUCAUAACAACCUCCCCUACUCGACCACCGUCCACUACCACGGCAUCGAGCAGUUGAAUACCCCCUGGUCCGAUGGUGUCCCUGGUGUCACCCAGCGCGCCAUCCCUCCCGGUGGCAGCUUCGUGUACCAGUGGAAGGCUACCCAGUACGGUGCCUACUGGUAUCACGCCCACUGGGAGAGCCUCAUCGAGGAUGGUCUCUUCGGCCCCAUCACCAUUCACCCAGCCGCCUCUCACCAGAAGCCCUUCAGCUUGAUCUCCAGCGAUGGUGCCGCUAUCAACGCCAUGGAGAAGGCCGAAAAGAAGGUCGUUCCCCUUGUCCUCUCCGACCAUCGCCACAUGAUCUCCGAGGAGGUCACGAAAUAUUCUUCGGCCGCCAACAUCCAGUUCUCUUGCUACGACUCCUUCCUUUUCAACGGAAAGGGCAAAGUCACGUGCCGCACUCCCGAGGAAAUCGAUGCGCUCUUGACCCAGGAGAGAAAGGAUGUCUUGGCCAACCUUGCUGGUGCCAGAAUGACAGACAAGGCCUGUAUUCCCGCUGCUAUCGUCGCCCGUGGCCAAGGAGACCUGAGCAAGGUUCCUCCCGGUGUCUUCGAAGGCUGCCAGCCCAGCGAUGGUGGCCAGGAGACCUUCAAGGUCGAGAAGAGCAACUGCGACACUGAGAAGUGGGUUGCUUUCGACAUCAUUGGUGCCUACCACCUGCACACAGCCAUGUUCUCCAUCGACAACCACUCCAUGUGGGUCUACGCGAUGGAUGGUGCCUACGUUCUCCCUCAGGAGGUUGAAGCCAUUCCCGUCACCAACGGCGACCGCUACUCCGUUCUCGUCAAGUACAAGCAACAGGGUGACUUCUCCAUCCGCGCCGCCUCCGUGAUCGCUACCCAGAUGCUUAGCGGUACCGCUCUUCUCCAGUGGCGUGAGAAGGGCCAGCCUGAGCCCCAGAUCGUCCCCUCCGCUCCUUGGGUCCGCGACAACGGCCAGCCCGUCUCCCGCGAUGUCCGCGUCUUCCGCCAGGCCCUCGCUAAGCCUUACCCGCCCAUCUCCAUCCCCCGCAACGGCGAUGUCCUCCACAAGUUCAAUAUGCACACUUCGGGCGGUUCCUACUUCUGGGCCCUGAAUGAGACCGUCCUCCUCCCCGCGGAUUAUGAGAACGACAACCCUGUUCUCUUCAGUCUCAACACCAAUGAGAACGAUCCUACCAUCGUUUCGACCAAGAACGGUACCUGGGUUGACAUGGUCUUCCAGGUUGUCAACUCGCCGCAGCCCCCUCACCCUAUCCACAAGCACGGCAACAAGAUGUUCCUGCUCGGCUCCGGCGCUGGCAACUUCACCUGGAACUCCAUCGAAGAGGCUGUCGCCGCCAACAGCACUGGCUGGAACCUGAACGACCCUCCUCGCAGGGAUGGUUUCGCGACCCCUAACGCCAUCAACGGCCCUACAUGGAUGGCUGUGCGGUACCUCGUCGACAACCCUGGCGCCUGGUUGCUCCACUGCCACAUUCAGAGUCAUAUCCAGGGAGGUAUGUCUGCCAUCAUCCAGGACGGCAUCAACGCCUGGCCCGUCACACCGCAAGAGUUUGUCAACUACCCCUAA